CGACAACCACCGCGACUGCAACACGGGAUAAUUAGACUCGGAAGCGAAACAAGUCUAGAUCCGUCAACUCCCCCCUCACCGCCGGGAAAGAUGAGGAGAAAAUCGUUGCCGGAUUCCUCCUUAGCUCCUCCACCUUCCCGCGGCGGUGCCGCCGGGGAGUCUGAGAAGCAGGAUCUCCUUCUUCUGUCGACGGCGAUCGCCAACAGCGACGACCUCGCCCCCUUCGUCCGCAAAGCCUUCGCCUCUGGCCGCCCAGACUCCCUUCUCCAAUCUCUCCGCCACUACGUCCGCUCCAAGGAAUCUGAGAUCGAGGACCUAUGCAAGGCCCACUAUCAGGAUUUCAUCGGCGCCGUCGACGAUCUCCGCUCCCUCCUCUCCGACGCCGAUUCCCUCAAAUCGUCCCUCUCCGAAGCCAACUCCCUCCUCCAAUCCGUCGCUGCACCUCUCCUAUCCUCACUCGAUUCCUACCUUGAAGCCUCUGCCGUUGCACGUAACCUAGCCGCCGCGCUCUCCUCCGCUCAUAGCUGCGUCCGCCUUCUUGACCUCUGCGACCGUGCUAAUGAUCACUUCGCCGACGACAACCUCUACCGCGCCCUCCGAGCCGUCGGCUCCCUCGAGCGCGAUUUCCUCCUCCCGGACGCUGUUCCUUCGGCCGCCCUCCGUCGAAUGCUCCAGCGACAAAUUCCCGCCUUCCGAGCCCAAGCCGAGCGCCGCAUCUCCAAGGACUUCUCCGAUUGGAUGGUCCACAUACGCGUAGCUUCCCGCAACCUUGGCCAGAUGGCCAUCGGCCGGGCUUCUGCCGCUCGCCAGCGAGAAGAAGAACUCCGCGUCAAGCAACGCCAGGCAGAAGAGCAGUCUCGGCUUAGCCUUCGCGACUGUGUCUACUCCCUAGACGAGGAAGAUGAUGCUGACGACCCUCUCUCCGGUGUUGGCGCCUUUGAACUUACCCCGCUCUACCGCGCUUACCACAUCUACCAAACCCUUGGUCUCGCGGACCGCUUCCGCCAGUAUUACUUUGAGAACCGCAAACUCCAGCUCACCUCGGACUUCCAGGUUUCCUCCAUGACGCCUUUCCUGGAAUCACAUCAGACCUUCUUCGCCCAGAUAGCAGGGUUCUUCAUCGUUGAAGAACGCGUGCUCCGCACCGGCGGAGGACUCGUCACCCGCAUGGAAGUCGAUGCGCUAUGGGAGACCGCUGUAGCCAAAAUGGUCUCUGUCUUGGAGGACCAGUUCUCUAGGAUGCAGACGGCUAGUCAUCUCCUCCUUAUCAAAGACUAUGUUAGUCUCCUUAGUGUUACUCUCCGGCGCUAUGGUUACGCUGUCGAUCCUCUCCUAGACGUCCUCAGCAAGCACCUCGACAAGUACCACGACCUUCUGCUCUCUGACUGCCGCCGCCAGAUUUUGGAGGCCCUCGCGGCCGACAAAUUCGAGCAGAUGCUCAUGAAGAAAGAGUAUGAAUAUUCUAUGAACGUUCUCUCAUUUCAGAUCCAAACCUCUGAUAUCAUCCCUGCCUUUCCCUACGUGGCACCAUUCUCCUCUACUGUUCCAGAUUGUUGCCGUAUUGUUCGAUCGUUUGUUGAAGAUUCUGUUAGCUUUUUGUCUUAUGGUGGCCAGCUUGACUUCUAUGCUUUUGUUAAGAAGUACCUUGAUAAGCUCCUUGGUGAGGUUCUUGAUGGUGCUUUCCUCCGGCUUGUGGAGUCACAAAGUCUUGGGGUUUCUCAGGCAAUGCAGGUUGCUGCCAAUAUGGCGGUUUUGGAACGAGCCUGUGACUUCUUCUUCCGUCAUGCUGCACAGCUUUCAGGAAUCCCUCUUAGAAUUGCAGAGAGGACUCGGAGAGAAUUUGCAUUGAAAAAGUCGCGAGAUGCAACUGAGGAGCUCUUGUUGAGUUUGCUGAGAGGAAAGAUAGAUGAUUUUAUGCUUUUGACAGAUAGUAUAAUUUGGAUGGGUGAGGAGCCUCCUCAUAAUGGGAAUGAGUAUGCUAAUGAGGUGAUCAUAUAUUUGGAGACACUGGUUUCUACUGCACAGCAGAUACUUCCUGCACAGGUACUUAACAGGGUUAUCUAUGGUGUGCUUUCUCAUAUUUCUGAGAAGAUUGUGGGAUUGUUUCUCAGUGAUUUGGUGAAAAGAUUCAAUGGAAGUGCGGUAGCAGGAAUUGAUUAUGAUGUUAAGCUGUUUGAAUCGUUUGCUGAAAAUCAGUCACAUUUGUUUUCCGAAUCUGAGGAGGCAGGAACAAAUGAGCUUAAGCUGGCUUUGGCAGAAGCCAGACAGCUGGUUAAUUUACUCACAAGCAACAAUCCAGAGAAUUUCCUCAACCCUGUGAUUCGGGAGAGGAGUUACAACAGGCUGGAUUACAAGAAGGUUGUGAGCAUAUCUGAGAAAUUUAGGGAUUCAUCUGAUAGGUUGUUUGGGACCUUUGGUACAAGAAGUGCUAAGCAGAAUCCUAAGAAGAAAUCAUUGGAUGCUUUAAUUAAGAGACUGAAGGAUGUAAGCUGAAUGGAAUUUUAAAUAUGUAUGAGAUCUUUACCACCAAAUGCUUAUCAUUUGAGCAUAUUUCUGUUCUCUUUUUGUUCACUAUUUCCCUCACAUUUCCAUCUUUGCAUUGUUUGAUUUAUCAUGUAAUAGUGCUAAUCCUUCAGGUUAAAGCAUGCAGAAUGCUGAUCACAGUUGUAUCCAUGUUACCUGUUUGCACGUAUUUGGUUUGUCAAUAUUUAUUCACGGAGAAACUUGUCCAUUCUAUUCAAUUCAGUCUUGUUCA
This is a messenger RNA of Dendrobium catenatum, 2755 nucleotides long. Its product is annotated as exocyst complex component SEC15B. Gene Ontology annotation, biological process: exocytosis; intracellular protein transport; Golgi to plasma membrane transport. The transcript has a single exon. Lineage: Eukaryota; Viridiplantae; Streptophyta; Magnoliopsida; Asparagales; Orchidaceae. The coding region runs from base 91 to 2493 and encodes 800 amino acids. Gene Ontology annotation, cellular component: membrane; exocyst. The record is from RefSeq and is a predicted model, not a curated record.